UCUCACCAACUAUUAUCCACUUCUCCUAUAUAAAUACCAACCUCAAACCAUUCUCUUCUUCAAUAUAAAUCACUAUUGCAGCAAACUUUUCAUCUUUAAAAUAUUCAAUUACUUCAAACUAUCAAAAAAAUGGCCAUUAUUCUUGAUGAUGAAGCCCCUAUUCAUGGAGAUGUCUUAGAGGUUAUUCUUUCGCACGUGCCACUUGUCGACUUGGUUCCCGCUUCGUGCGUGUCAAAAUCAUGGAGCCGAGCUAUAACCUCUUCUCUCCGAUGCUUUAACAAACCAAAGCCGUGGCUCAUUAUCCACACCCAAUGCACUCGCUCCCCCUAUGACAUUUCUGUACACGCUUAUGACCCCCGCUCGCACGUGUGGCUUGAGAUAUCUCAGCCGUCCAUUAAGUACGUCUCCGCCCUCCGAUCAUCCCAUUCCAAUUUGCUCUACAUGCUUUCGCCUUCAAAGCUCUCUUUCUCAUUCGACCCGAUGAAUGUCACGUGGCAUCACGUCGAUGCACCGCGCGUGUGGCGGACAGAUCCUAUCGUGGGUCACGUAGCCGGCUCUAUCAUUAUAGCCGGCGGUACAUGCGAUUUUGAGGACGAUCCUUUGGCCGUGGAAAUCUACAACAUGGAGACUCGCACGUGGGAAACGUGUGAGUCCAUGCCCGCGAUACUCAAAGACUCCGCAGCUUCCACGUGGCUGUCAAUUGCCACCACCGGCGAUAAACUCAUUGUCACCGAGAAAUUCACUGGCGUCAGUCACUGCUUCGACCCAACAACCAAGAGUUGGGCCGGACCUUACGAGCUAAGGCCCGACCCACGAAUUUUCCACUCGAUCAUUGGAUUCUCCAAUGAUCGUCUGAUACUCAUUGGCAUGAUCGGAGACGCUGAAAAUGUCACCGGAGUUAAAAUUUGGAAAGUGAACACGGAGAAUUUUGAGUGUCAGGAAAUGGGGGAAAUGCCGCCGGCGCUAAUUAAGAAGCUGAAAAGUGAAACUUUUGGAGUUUCUUCAGUUAGUGUGUGUUUAGCUGGAGAUUAUGCAUACAUGUACAAGUCGUCGGAGAUGGCGGAGGAGAUAGUGGGUUGGGAGUUCAAGAACGACGGCGGAUUACGGUGGUGGAGCAUGAAAAAUGCGGCGGCUGGCGACGGAAAUAGAUCGGAGAGAGUGGUGUUUACUUGUUCUGUUAUUGGGUUGCCCGAUUUACAGCGAGCUAUGUCAUUGGAAAAUCGAAAAUUUACUGUGAAGCUGUGAAAAUUUGACGCAUGGACAAAAUUAUUUUUUUAUUUUGUAUGUUGCGGUUGAUUUAUAGUUCUUUUUUUUAUUAUUUAAAAAUUGUUGCUACCAACCCUUGGUUAAUUGAUUAGAGCAGAAUUUGACUAAUUUGGCAAGUCACCAACAACGGGUCCACUUUUUGUUA
Messenger RNA from Nicotiana attenuata, 1411 nucleotides. RefSeq names its product F-box/kelch-repeat protein At1g23390. NCBI's taxonomy places the organism in Eukaryota, Viridiplantae, Streptophyta, Magnoliopsida, Solanales, Solanaceae. Gene Ontology annotation, molecular function: protein binding. The transcript has a single exon. The coding region runs from base 130 to 1245 and encodes 371 amino acids. The record is from RefSeq and is a predicted model, not a curated record. Gene Ontology annotation, cellular component: nucleus; cytosol. Gene Ontology annotation, biological process: proteasome-mediated ubiquitin-dependent protein catabolic process.